AUGCAAUGCUUUAACCAGAAGCAAGAAAGAGCACGAAAGCCUUUUAUUAAAUUGUCACAAAAACAUGAAGAGUCUCCCUUGAUGUGGCCAUUGUGUUGUGUACAAUUGAGUGAAAAGAAAAACAACAAUUUCACUCUUGAAGAAGCCACAAAGCCUUGUUGUUAUGGUGCAGAAGGUGAAAGAACAACAUGCUGGAUUGAAUGUAUUAAUUCUUUUAAUCUUUAUGAAAUAAUUAACUUGAAGAAGGAAAAAAAGGUUUUGCCAAGAAAAGAAAAGCAAAAAGCUCAUAAAACUUUCAAUAUUUAUAAUAAAAGAUAUAAAAGAAGAGAAACCGCACACAAAAUUCAUCGUAUACACGAACGUUACAUUGUUUAUUUUUGGGGCAAGAAAUCUCUUUUGCUUGUUACUGAAUUAGAUGAAAAUGUAGGUAAACCUUAA
This is a messenger RNA of Clunio marinus, 438 nucleotides long. Lineage: Eukaryota; Metazoa; Arthropoda; Insecta; Diptera; Chironomidae. The record is from the annotation of a GenBank genome assembly.